This is a messenger RNA of Oreochromis niloticus (Nile tilapia), 857 nucleotides long. Its product is annotated as ribonuclease inhibitor-like. The record is from RefSeq and is a predicted model, not a curated record. The transcript has 3 exons. Lineage: Eukaryota; Metazoa; Chordata; Actinopteri; Cichliformes; Cichlidae. The coding region runs from base 96 to 842 and encodes 248 amino acids.
GUACAGAGAUCUUCAAAAGAGAGUGGGUGAUCUUCCAGAAACCAGUCUACUGCUUUGUUCAUCUGAGCAUUCAGGAGUUUCUGGCUGCUGUCUACAUGUUCCACUGUUUCACCAACACAACAACAAAGGUGGUGGUGGACCUUCUGAGGAUAGAUUGGAAUGAGUCACUUCUGAAUGUUUUCCUGAGCAAUGUCAUGUCUAAAUCCCUCCAGAGUAAAAAUGGCCACCUGGACCUGUUUGUCCGCUUCCUUCAUGGCCUCUGUCUGGAGUCCAACCGGAGACUCUUAGGAGGUCUGCUGGGUCAGACAGAGAUCAGUCCAGAAAUCAUCCAGAGCAUCAUCAACAACCUGAAGGAGAUGAACAGUGAUGAAAUCUCUCCUGAUAGAAGCAUCAACAUCUUCCACUGUCUGAUGGAGAUGAACGACCUCUCAGUACAUCAGGAGAUCCAAGAGUUCCUGAAGUCAGAGAACAGAUCAGAGAAGAAACUCUCUGAGAUCCAGUGCUCAGCUCUGGCCUUCAUGCUGCAGAUGUCAGAGGAGGUUCUGGAUGAGUUUGACCUGCAGAAGUACAACACAUCAUGGCAGGGACGACAGAGACUGAUUCCAGCUGUGAGGAACUGCAGAAAGGCUCGACUGACUCAGUGUGGACUCUCAGAGUCUGACUGUGAAGUUGUGGCCUCAGCUCUGAAGUCCAACCCCUCCCAUCUGACAGAGCUGGACAUGAGUAGAAACAACCUGCAGGAUUCAGCAGUGAAGCUUCUGUGUGCUGGACUGGAGAGUCCAAACUGUCGACUGGAGACUCUGAGAAGUGACAGACUUGAGCAGGGUUCAUUUAAAGGCUGACAGAAGUGAAGUGGU